AUGGAUAAAACUCCAGAAGAAAAGGACACAUCUGGAUCAAUUAUUGAGCACUUUGCAACAUCCACUCUUCCUCUCUUCCACGGUCCACUCGUCAAGAUCCGAAUCGAACCAAGCAAUCGAGAAUACACGGUCUCAAAACCCCUUCUCUGCAAUGAGUCGCCAGUCUUUUCAGCCAUGUUCAAAGGCAAUUUCCGAGAGUCCCAAGAGGAAACGGCAACACUACAAGAGAUGGAAGGCGUCGUGUCCAUCCAGAGCAUCGAAGCGCUUAUCCAAUGGCUGUACCUCCGUACCAUCAACUUCGAUAUCGAUACCAGAUUCCACGAAUUACAUAUAGUGGCUGCCGUAGAGCUCGCCAGACUCGCGGAGAUGUACGGGAUCACGAAGAUCGAGCCCCAACUCGCCCAAUAUGUCAAGGGAAGAUUCGCAAAGUGUGGAUAUCGCCACAAGAAAAUCCGUAUUGGUAGGGCUGUAUUACCGGAUACUGACGACUGGAUUCUGGGAACCUUUCUACGUGACGGCCAUCCAGUGCGCUGGAUCAUGGCCCAAGCUCUCGUUUUCUGGUAUCUCCGAAAUGAAAACGAAGAGUACCCCGGUUUCGAUGUGGCCCAAGGAUGUCCCAAAUUCGGAGUUGACCUCCUCCACGAAGUGAGGCUAGCCCUGAAUACUCUGAAGCCUAUUAGCAGCGCUACUUUCAAAGACCCCAUCACUGGGAAAAGAAGGUAUCUGGUGAAGGGUGAACAUGAUGAAGAUAUGAUGAAGAUGAUGAAGGUAGAAGAUGAAGAUGACGAAGGAGAAGAAGAUGAUGAAUGA
Penicillium mononematosum is the source of this 810-nucleotide messenger RNA. Its product is annotated as BTB/POZ domain-containing protein. The record is from RefSeq and is a predicted model, not a curated record. Gene Ontology annotation, molecular function: protein binding. Lineage: Eukaryota; Fungi; Ascomycota; Eurotiomycetes; Eurotiales; Aspergillaceae. The transcript is spliced from 2 exons. The coding region runs from base 1 to 810 and encodes 269 amino acids.